Molecule: messenger RNA, 4794 nt
Organism: Pseudozyma flocculosa PF-1
Lineage: Eukaryota; Fungi; Basidiomycota; Ustilaginomycetes; Ustilaginales; Ustilaginaceae
Exons: 2
Coding region: 1-4794 (1597 amino acids)
Biological process (GO): transcription by RNA polymerase II
Cellular component (GO): nucleus
Source: RefSeq, a predicted model, not a curated record
AUGUCGUCGACCCGCAAGCAGCAGAUCCGCCCGCGCUUCGUCGACCUCGCCGAGUUUGACGACGACCACUUCGCCCCCGCCACUUCCUCGUCGUCCGCAGCAACCAACCCAGACGGCUCUAACGCCUUCAACUGGCCGUCCGCCGCAACCGUCGUACGUCGGCCGCCACCCACCAUCGCCUCCGCAAAGCCAAAAGACACGUCCAUCCCAUCUUCGACGUCAGAGCCGCUGCCACAGGCGCAGACACAGACACGGAGCCACCCGGCCGAGCAGGCUGCCGCCUCUUCUCAGCAACCCAAGUCAAAGGUGGUCCGCAUCGCACCCGACUCGGCCAACCAGGUCAGGCAUAUCGAACAAAGGCCGUCCUCGAGCUCUACCGGCUUCUCCUUUGGACCCUCCAGCCAGCCAUCGAGACGCCCACCACCAGCCCACCAACAGCAGCACCAUGACGACGACCAGUUGCCCACCAGCUUCACCCUUGACUUUGACGAAGGUGGCACAGGUGCACCAGAGGGCAGCGGCUGGGGCUCGAGCGCACCGAUAGAGGCAGGUGCACCCCUCAUCGGAUCCAUCAGCGAGCGCAAGCCUAGCGGCAGCCGCACCGCCACCGCCACCGACCGCGCGAAACCGAGAGUCGGCUCUAGAUUCCUUGCCAGCAGGCAGAUGGACGCAGACAUGCGCUCCGCUGCAGAGAGCAAGGCAGCCGCCCUCGCCCGCGCAAAGACGUGGGAGGACCAGGAGCCUGGCACCGGCUUCCCUCGCGUGCCCAGGAGAGACGUCAUCGAUCCCAUCCUGCCCCGUAUCGGCGGCAGAUCGAGUGGACCAGAGCUCUCCGAGGACGUGCGUUCCGCGCCCAAGCCGACAGAGGAUAGAAGCGUGCAGGCGACGGCCGCAACCGCCGUCGACGAGGACGAAGAGUGGCUCGACGAGACGGGGCGGCCGAUGUCGGCGUUCCGCAAGACGCGCCUGCUCAAACAAGGUCUCCGGCCACCGGCAGUCCGGAGUCGCUCAGAGGGCGCAGCCCCUGCCACAGGAGCUGGCGCCAGCGAUGCGACCAGCGGCGCAGACGAGGGACACAGCUACGUGCGCGAUCCGACGCGCGAUCCUGGAGGAGGCGCCGACCCCGAGUCCAUCACCGCCAUGCUCGCCUCUGUCUCGAGCGAAAACGACCAGAAGGUCAAGGCCAUGGACGCCGCGCAAGUCCAAGAGGAGCUGCGGAGCCUCGAGGCACUCUUUGGCAAAAGCGUGCUCGACGCUCUGCGAGCGAGGAAGCCGAGCGGCGAUGCCGUUGCCACCGACGCCGACGCGGAUGCAGCGUCGGCUUCUGCAGCGAAAGAGGCGUCCCACAAGACUGCUUCCACUGAAGCACCGACCUCCGCCGCGCCUGCGACAGUCGAUCUAGACGGCCCCGACUCGAUCCGGAGGCGCUACUUCCCGGGCGAGCCCGAGGGUGUCAAUGCCUCGCUCGAGUGGAUGGUGCCGCGGCCAGCCGAGAGCGCGAAGGGCGGCACCGCAGCACAGACCGGCGAGCCGAGGUUCGACUUCGAGGGCAGCCUCGUCGAGCAGCGUCGAGACACCGACAGCACGUACGUCGCCGGCCUGCACCAUCACGGCGACGACCAGCAUGCGCCGGGAUACACUGCCUCCGAGUUGCUACACCUCGCCAGAAGCUCGGUUGCUGCCCAGCGGCAGCUCGCCCUCAACGUGCUGGGCAGGAUCUGCUCGCAGUAUCCGCUGUCUGGUCCCGCUGGCCGGCCUGCCGAGGUAGAUCAGGAGAGUGGUCUCAGCCUGUUGCCCGGCACCGAGCGCGCCACCAUUCAGGCAAGGACGCUGGUCGCCGCCCGGUGGCUGCUGCAGGAUCGCAACUUCACCGUCCGCUCGGCCGCCUUGCGCUGCCUCGGAGCCGUCGUCCGCUCCGGGCCAUCGGGUCAACGACCGACGCCGGGGUCGACGCUCCUCGUCGACUGGAGGCAGCUCGGACUGGCUUCCGCACCCGCGCAAAAGAAGGACAAGGACGACAUGUCGUUCGAGGACAUUGUCAAGGCAGACUGGGUCGACUUCCUCGUCGGCAGCGGCUUCCUCGACCUGUGCGUCGACAAGACCGAGAUGCUCGUCGCGACGAGCUGGGACGCCGAGAUGCUGCUCGAGGUGCUGUGGAGGAUGGCCAGCUGCUCGGCCGACCGCGCGCGGCGCAUUGUGGGCGCAGACGAGAGGCCGAUGCGCGACCUUGUCGUCGACCUCGGGCUCAAAGCGGCCUGGCCCCCGUCGGGCAGCUCUCGCAGCGGCGGCCGAGGCGGAGGCGGCGGCGUCGACGCCAUGGUGCUCGACGGCACCGUCGACCAUCUGCUUCGGUUCGUCAUGCUGUACCCCUGGAAGCUCGAGGAGGAUCUGGCGCCUGCCAUGGCGACAGCUCCGACCGCGCAUACCGAGGACGACGACGGCGGCGAUGACGAAUCGGAGGAGCUGGUGGUCCGCGCCUAUGAGCUUUUCGCCGCCUGCCUCGACGUCUACAGCUCGCUGGGCUUGUACGGACAGUACGCGUCGGUUGCCGGACGCACCUGGAGCGUGUGGCAGGACGUUGGCGCCUGGGCCAACCGACUGUUGCGACAGGGCGGCGCGGAAGGUCGUACCACGUCGAGCGCCGUGCGCCAGGCCAAGAUCGGCACGGUGGCGAGCUUCUUCCGUCUCCUCGAGAUCUGGACGGUGUGCGCCAAAGACCCGCAUCAGCUGCUCGGCCACCACGACAUUACCUGGACGCAGGUCAGGGACUGGGUCGAAAUCAGCUGCGAUGCGCUCGCCUCGCUCGGCGCCGGACCGCCAGCUGGAAGCGAUGGCGGCAUCGCCGUCCCUGAUGCGGCCCGCAUCGCCGGGUCGGCCGCCGGCCACUUGGUCGCCUGGGUCGACUGCUGCAAGGGCAAGCAGGCGAAGCUGCUCGAGGAGAGGCGCGGUGCUAUCGAGGCAGGCCUAGCUGCGGCGACAGCGGUCAUCUCUCCCGCGUUGGACGGCCUUGACCUUGAAGUUGUGACGGCAGCGACCGUCGAACAGACGGCCUCGCUGUGUGUCGCAGCUUCCAAUCUGCGACGAUUGCAGCGCGGCCUGCACGGGUCCGGCAUCGGCUCCAACACCGACACCGACACCGGCGCAAGCACGACGAGGAGCAAGUCAACGCCGCCCGACCUCGAUGCGCGACUCGCGAGCUUCGCUUCUCGCAUCCUCGCCGCCGACGCACUCUGGAACUUCCUCUCGAGCCCAACGUCGCGAGCUCAGGGGACGUACAGCCACCGGAGCAGCAUCGUGCACCUCAUCGCCGAGGUCCUGCCCGCCUCGUCGAGCCUGGACAGGCUGCUGCUGGUGCCGCAUCUGGGCGGCGGCGACCGCGCGCUGCUGCACCAGAUCACGAGCGAUGCGAUGCAGCACGUGCUCGGUGCUGAGGGCGCGGCGAUCCUGGCGCCGUUCCUCGACGAGUACAUCUGCGGCGGACACCAGCGGGCGUGGCGGGACAAGGUCCUGGCAAGGUCCCGAGCCAGCCUGGACGUGCACCCGAGCUCGGACAGGCUCGCCGGUCGUGCUGGGCUCUUUUAUGACGAGGUCGACCCGAUCGAGCUUGCCCGGCGGGAGCGUGCCUCGGCCGAAGCGGAGGCCAACGACGAAGCGGACAACGACGAGAGUGAGGGUGAGGGCGACGGCGACGACGGUGGCGAAGCGGAGAUGGAUCCGAUGACCAAGACGCCAUUCUGGCGGUCGCCCUCGCUCUCGCUGCCUCUGCGCUCCGACUGGCCGCUGGUGGCGCUCGACGAGCUGCUGCACAGCGCCAACAGCGCCGUGCUCAACCGCCCGGACAACCUCCCCGCGGGUUACGACGCCAACGAGCAGAGCAUCGUCGAGACGUCGCUGCGCCUCUUUGUCGACAUCGUCUCGGCGCUGCUGACGAGGUACGACGAGAAUGCCGCCACCGGCGGCGUGGGCCCGGACGGGGACGUCAGCGGUACCGCCGCCGCUGCCGCCGCUGGUGCCCUGCCGACGGCGGUGCAGAUCCGACUUGGGAUGUGCAAGGUGUUUAUGCUCGAGCAUGGCCAGUCUGAGUCGUUCCUCGCCGACGCUGACGCGGCGCAGCAGGGCGCGUCGACGAGCGCAGAGACGAAGCACAAGGUCGCAAUCGAGCGGGGUCGGUUGACGGGUCGCGAGAUCUUCCGCGAUCCAGCGGUAUCCAAGCAGAUCGAGACGUUGUUGGACCUCGCGGAUCGUCUUUCGACCCAUCCUUGCCUCUCCCUGUCCCCGUCCUCGUUCAAGACGGGGGUGGAUGACAACAAGAUGGCGGGGUCGAAUGACAACAAGACGGUGGGGACGACGAACGACUACAAGACGACGGUGGGGUCGAACGACAACGACAAGACAAAGACCAGGACCAACGACUACGAAAGCUGGACGACCCACACGCUCGGUGGGCACACCUCGUUCUACACGUUCUUCACGGACCUGGUGGGGCUGUACGACUCCAUCUCGUUUGGCGACGUCAGUUUCGGACGCAUCCUCCUCGUCCUCUGCUCGACCUCUUCCAACCUCGCCGUCGAGUACCGCCGUCUCCUCUGGAACGACUACGCCGAUUCACUCAUCUCCAUCCGUCUCCCCCCGCCCACACCCCCGCACGGUACACUCGAGGGUGUCUACUACGGUACCGAGAGGGACCCGGAUCCGGAGAUGCAGCGUAGCUAUAGCAUCGUGAUGCAGAGGCUGCAGACGCUGGGUAGGACGUCGUUUGUCCCGUUUUGCGUGGCCAGGUUCCAUCUUGCUUGA